Molecule: messenger RNA, 903 nt
Organism: Lycium ferocissimum
Lineage: Eukaryota; Viridiplantae; Streptophyta; Magnoliopsida; Solanales; Solanaceae
Product: protein disulfide-isomerase SCO2-like
Exons: 3
Coding region: 1-543 (180 amino acids)
Source: RefSeq, a predicted model, not a curated record
AUGUUUCCAAUAAUAAACCCUAGUUCCAUUAUAACUCCACCUCAAUUCUCAUAUCCUCAUCCAAACACAACCUCUAUUCGCUGCACUGCUGCCGCCGUUGACCCACCAGUGGGCCCAUUGUCUUCUCCCGGCGCCGGCAGAGUUUCCGAAGGCACAGAGCCAAAUGUGAGUAACGGAAAAAAUAAGAAAAUUAAUGGGUGGGGAAGGCGUUGGUCGCGGAACAGAGAGAGUUACUUGGCUGAUGAUGCUGAACCUCUUCCUCUUCCUAUGACUUAUCCUCACACUUCUCCUGUUUCCCCUGACGAGAUUGAUCGCCGCCUUCGUUGUGAUCCCCAAAUACAGGAUUGCAAGGAAGUCGUCUAUGAGUGGACUGGGAAAUGUCGGAGUUGCCAAGGAACAGGAUUUGUAAGUUACUACAACAAACGAGGGAAGGAGACCAUUUGUAAAUGCAUACCUUGCCUUGGAAUUGGUUAUGUGCAGAAGAUAACAGCACGCAAGGAUAUCGAUGUUAUGGAGGACUUGGAUAAUGGAAAACCACCUUGACAGAAGUAAAUCAUCUGAUGCACUUUUUUGUCUAACCUUAGCAGACAUUGAUGAUAGUUUUGAAGAGGCUUGUUUACUACGGAAUCCUAGUAUUCUUUAAGGUCCAACACAGUUGCCAGACCGACAUAAUUUCUGGAGUCAGAUAAAAGGGAGACCCCCCACCCCCAAUACUUUAUUCAUAAUGCGAGCAAGAAAUUCUUGAAGAUCAAGGCCAGCAUUCUGGGCAGAAUGAUGAUUACAUUCCUAGUUCUAUAAGCAAAUGAUAUUAUUUCACUUCUUUCCUUGAUUAUUUUGAUUAUUUCAUAUUCUUAUAGAUUGACUCUGACCUCUUGGUUGUUAAUAAAUCAUUGAUGAAUGAAA